CAAUUUAAGAAUCCACGUUGAAUGUUUUUUAAUGUCUUUUCUACAUCUCAUUUUUUAUAGUUUGUCGAACAGAGCUGAAACCAGAGGAGCUGCUUGUCAAACUCAAGAAGUUCCAGCAAGCUACGCAGGACCUUGAAGAUGAAGUGAAGGAAACCAUGCUCCUCAGAAAUAUUAUGCAGCAAGAAGAUGACAUCUUAAAUGCUGAAGCCCUACAGCUGGAGGGCACACUGAACGAAAAGGAAGAGUCGAAUAGAUCUCUGCAGCUCAAAUGUGAAGACCUCAAGCAAGAGACACAAAGGCAGCUUGAGCAGAACCAUCAGAAAGACGAGCUGGUGAGGCAAUACUGCUUUCAAAUACAGGAAACCAAACUAAAACACAGAAAACUUCGGAUGAUGUUUGAAAAUCAGCUUCAGCAGUUGAUGGAGCAGCACAAAAACCUGUCCACUGUCUUUACUCCUCAGACACUUCCAGCGGAGAUACAAUCUGCAGAGUAUGCAACUGAGCAACUGCUGAAGGCUGGUAUGUUUUGCUUAUUUUGUUUCAUCAACAUUUUACCAUGUUUAUCCUUCUCUUAUAUCACAAACAUGCAGAUAGAUGCAGGUUGA
This is a messenger RNA of Paramisgurnus dabryanus, 605 nucleotides long. RefSeq names its product synaptonemal complex central element protein 1. Gene Ontology annotation, cellular component: synaptonemal complex. Lineage: Eukaryota; Metazoa; Chordata; Actinopteri; Cypriniformes; Cobitidae. Gene Ontology annotation, biological process: synaptonemal complex assembly. The record is from RefSeq and is a predicted model, not a curated record.